This is a messenger RNA of Danio rerio (zebrafish), 2976 nucleotides long. The record is from RefSeq and is a predicted model, not a curated record. Lineage: Eukaryota; Metazoa; Chordata; Actinopteri; Cypriniformes; Danionidae.
GCUGUCUGCGAGCAUUGAGCUGACUGGCGCCAUCCUGAAAGAAUGCCUUCACUGUAAAAAAACACAGAGAGAGCAGUGCAUUCAGAGACACAGGGAGUGAGCACUAGAGAGAGAGUGAGAGAGAGAGAUAGAGAGGGAGGGAUGGAAACAGAGUAAGAGGGAAGAGGGUUACUACUACUGCGCAUAAACACAGAUUUGAUCAAACUUGUGUUUAGUCAGAAGGCAGAAAACUUAUCCAGAUCGACCCGGCUCGGCCUGAACCUUCACACUCACUUGUUGAGUCGACGCAACGCAACCGAGAGAGAAAACUUGCGGAACUUGACGCGCGUUUUGGAUGCGUGCGCGGACUUAUGACCAACUUUUUUAUAAAUGCAUUGACUUUCUGAAGUUAAUGCGCUUUAAUUGAACAAGCGGAUCCAAUUUUGUAUUCGAGCUUUUGACAAUUUGCCAAUGACAGAAAGAACACAAACAAACGGACGGACUUUGUAAAAACAAAUUGUCUUGUUUAAUUUCAGGUGAUCGGAAGUAAAAAAAAAUCGAACCAGUGGAUUAAACAAAGAAGGAGUUUGGACUUUUUUGAACUUUCGUGUUGUGUGUAUCGGUGAGUGUAUGAACGUUUGUUAAAAAAAUAAACGAUGGAAGUAAGUCCGGAGCAGCACCGUUGGGUGACCCAUCACACGGUCGGCCAGCAUCCUGAGACACAUCACCCAGGACUGGGACACUCCUACAUGGACCCGUCGCAGUAUCAACUUGCGGAAGAUGUGGAUGUAUUGUUUAAUAUCGACGGACAGAGCAACCAUCCGUACUACGGGAACCCGGUUCGGGCCGUGCAGAGAUACCCACCGCCACCUCACAGUAGUCAGAUGUGUCGCCCAUCGUUGCUGCACGGCUCUCUUCCUUGGCUCGAUGGAGGCAAAUCUAUCGGCCCUCACCACAGUACCUCCCCCUGGAACCUUGGGCCUUUCCCCAAGACUUCCCUCCAUCACAGUUCCCCUGGGCCUCUGUCCGUCUAUCCUCCAGCUUCUUCCUCCUCGCUGUCCGCUGGCCACUCCAGCCCACAUCUCUUCACCUUCCCCCCAACUCCACCCAAAGAUGUGUCCCCUGACCCUGCAAUUUCUACGUCAGGUUCGGGCUCAUCUGUUCGACAGGAAGACAAAGAGUGCAUUAAGUACCAGGUGUCUCUGGCAGAAAGCAUGAAGCUGGAUUCGGCUCAUAGUCGGAGCAUGGCCUCAAUCGGAGCGGGCGCGUCCUCCGCGCACCACCCCAUCGCCACUUACCCUUCCUAUGUACCCGAUUAUGGGCCGGGGCUCUUCCCACCAAGUAGCCUGAUAGAGGGUAGAGAAUGUGUAAACUGCGGGGCCACCUCGACUCCUCUGUGGCGGAGGGAUGGCACCGGUCACUAUUUGUGUAACGCCUGCGGACUUUACCACAAGAUGAACGGACAGAACCGACCCCUCAUCAAGCCCAAACGGAGGCUGUCUGCUGCCAGACGAGCUGGGACCUCAUGCGCAAACUGUCAAACGACCACGACGACACUGUGGCGGAGAAAUGCCAACGGCGACCCUGUCUGCAAUGCCUGCGGCCUGUAUUACAAAUUACACAAUAUCAACCGACCGCUCACCAUGAAGAAGGAGGGCAUCCAGACCCGGAACAGGAAAAUGUCCAGCAAGUCCAAGAAGAGCAAAAAGUCCCAUGACAGCAUGGAGGAUUUCUCCAAAAGCUUGAUGGAAAAGAACAGUUCCUUCAGCCCGGCCGCCCUGUCGCGUCACAUGACCUCGUUCCCUCCCUUUUCGCACUCGGGCCACAUGCUCACCACACCCACCCCAAUGCACCCCUCCUCUAGCCUGCCCUUCGCCUCACACCACCCAUCUAGUAUGGUGACGGCGAUGGGCUAAAGUGACGGCCCUGCUACCUCCAAUCUCCCACCGGUGGACAUCUCAAAGCACCGUUAACCUUGAAGCCUGUCACCCGCCGCAACCCUCCAGCUCCCUCACGCGCUACAUGGCCCCCCCUUUGAUACGUGUCCCGCUUAAAACCCUUAUUUCCCCCGUAUUACAAGGAAAGAGAACAGACAAUGACUUUCUUCAUUGCCCCUUCAACCUUGAAGCCUCGCACUGAUGUCAACCUUCAUUUGUGUACAAAUGCCAUCUUUCCUGUGGGCAUCGAGGCACAAACAUUUACCAUACUUUAAAGUAACCUUCUCUAACUCCAAAACCCCUUCUUCCUCUUGAUCGCAUCUCCUCUACUUCAUCCCCCAACCUGUGAGACACGAGGAAUCGAGCUGUGAAUGAUAACAGGAGAUGAACUCUGCAUAUAUUUGUAAAAAAAAAUGUCUGAAAUACAUUUAAUGAAGACUUUUUAAAAGAGCGAAAAGGCGAGGACGGGAAAUGCCCGCGGGCAGCUAUUGAUAAGAAGGGUACGACUUAAACCUGCAAGGUGGAAUGACUCUGUCACGAUUUCUAUCCGAAAAGUAGGAGGUGAGAUGUAGGGAGAGGAAACCUAGAAUGGAAAUGGUGUGUAAUGCAUUAAAACUCGUAGUCAGGUCUGUCUUGCAGACUUCCAGCUACUCUUCUGGAUGUGUUAUAGGUCUUGGGCAAUUGGUUUGUGUUCACGUACACAUACACAUACGCACAUGCACACACACACACACAUACAUGCACACACACACACACACGCACACACACACACGCACACACACUCUCUCACAUAUACACCAGAAAGACUUCUUUGGGCCCAGGUUAUAUGCAUUGUGAAAAAAAGUUCCUGUAUUUGUUAUUUGUAUGUAUAAUUCAGAGUACCAAAAAUACGAAAGAAACAAAGAUGUAGAAUUAUUUCUUUAUGUAAUGCAGACUGAAUGGUUGUACAAAUUUAAUAAUCACUAGUGUAAAAAGAAGACUUGCUUUUUUGUUGCGUAAUUUUUUUUUCCCUCUUUGAAAAUAAUAAACUAGUUUAAUCUCUGUUGACAUCAUACAAGAA